CAAGGAUAGCAGAGUCACAAAGGGUCAUUCUCACACUAGUCCAAUAGUCAGCAGCAGCAGUAAACCUGAAAAAAUGCCGUUCAUUAAUGUAGAAACCAAUUUACCUGCAAGCAAGUUUCCAGAAGAUUUACUGAAAAGACUAUGUACAACACUGGCUGCAGCUUUGGGGAAACCGGAAGACAGGAUGAAUCUGGUGGUGAAGACCGACCUGCCGAUGAUGAUCGCGGGGUCUUGCUCCCCGUGUUUGUUUAUGUCCUUGUCCGCCAUCGGAGUGACUGAUACUGCGGAGAAAAACAAGGAGCACAGCGCUAAAAUCUUCCAGUUUCUGAAGGGAGAGCUUGGCCUUGGAGAUGACCGUAUUUUGAUACUGUUCUACCCUCUGGAGCCACAGCAGAUUGGAAAAAAAGGAACAGUGAUGAGCUUCUUAUGAGACUUCACAUUCUUAUAUUCUUUUUUUUUAAAGUGAAUUCUUCUUAUGUGAUUCCUGUUCGGGAUUCAACUAGCUGGACAUGAAGUGCCUCCUGGGUGAUACAGAACCAAUUGUUCUUAGAAGAAUAUUUCCUAAUUUUCUUGAAUAGUAUCCUGUGAUUUGAAAAUAAUCACUUUAAUAAAAUAAAUAUAAAAUGCAAUUAGCAUUUUGAAAGCAAAUCAUAUGAUGGGUUGGCUGUGUCUAUUUUUAGCCAAAAAGGAAAAUAAAUGGAUAAACUUGUAAGGGAGUUAAUUUUAUGAAUUGAAUUUUGUAUUAAGAUAGCUCAGUGUUCAUCAAACAUCCUCGGGUCAAAUCAGACCAUAAUAGCCAACUUAUAAAAGCCAAAGAAAAUAUCCAUAACCAUGUAUUCAGAGUGAGUUUUGAUUUGCACGGAUGUCAGUUGCAUAGCACACAGACAAAAUGUCUUUUCUAAUUAAUUCUCUUUAUCAUCAACUGUGUUUGUCAAAAACAUUGAUUCAGAAAAUUAAAAUUGAUUUUUUUUUUAAAUAAA
Molecule: messenger RNA, 980 nt
Organism: Carassius gibelio (silver crucian carp)
Lineage: Eukaryota; Metazoa; Chordata; Actinopteri; Cypriniformes; Cyprinidae
Product: D-dopachrome decarboxylase-A
Exons: 3
Coding region: 74-430 (118 amino acids)
Molecular function (GO): phenylpyruvate tautomerase activity
Source: RefSeq, a predicted model, not a curated record